Molecule: messenger RNA, 2372 nt
Organism: Carassius carassius (crucian carp)
Lineage: Eukaryota; Metazoa; Chordata; Actinopteri; Cypriniformes; Cyprinidae
Gene: mccc1
Product: methylcrotonyl-CoA carboxylase subunit
Exons: 20
Coding region: 226-2358 (710 amino acids)
Cellular component (GO): mitochondrion
Molecular function (GO): ATP binding; metal ion binding; methylcrotonoyl-CoA carboxylase activity
Source: RefSeq, a predicted model, not a curated record
GAGGACAUACCUAACGCGUUCGCUUUUCCAUCGGCUACACGUAGCAUCACUGACGUCGUUUUAAUGACCUUUUGCACGGAAUAAUUCAUCCCCGUAUAAAUAUCUGGAAGUAUUCAAUCAGGUCUACGAGAGAGAAGUUGUGAAUCCCAUGAAGUGUUUGAAAUCAUCGCGCUGUUUUAAGGCAGAGUCGUGUUAGUUACACUUACACAUGCUAACAGAGCGAUCAUGGCUGCGGUGUUUCUAAAAACUCAACUCAACAGAGCUAUAUACAGACACCUGCUGACGCUGAUCUGGACCAGAGGAUCCAUCAGACAUGCAUCUGUGGGGAGGAUUGAGAAAGUGCUCAUUGCUAACAGAGGAGAGAUAGCAUGCCGGGUGAUGCGGACGGCCAAGAAGAUGGGCGUUCGCUCGGUUGCGGUGUACAGCGACGCAGACAGACACGCCAUGCAUGUGGCCAUGGCGGAUGAGGCGUAUCAUAUCGGGCCAGCAGCGUCUCAGCAGAGUUACCUGCGCAUGGACAGGAUCCUGGAUGUCGCCAAGAAAUCCUCUGCUCAGGCGGUCCAUCCUGGAUAUGGAUUCCUGUCGGAAAAUACAGAGUUUGCUGAACUGUGCAAACAAGAGGGCAUCAUCUUCAUCGGCCCGCCGUCGUCAGCCAUCCGGGACAUGGGAAUCAAAAGCACAUCUAAACACAUCAUGUCAGCUGCUGGCGUGCCCAUCAUUGAGGGUUACCAUGGCGAGGACCAAUCAGAUGGCAAACUUCAAAGCGAGGCCGCAAGGAUCGGUUACCCCGUGAUGAUCAAAGCCGUCCGCGGCGGCGGAGGGAAGGGAAUGCGCAUCGCACUCUCAGAAGCAGAGUUUCACGAGCAACUGGAGUCGGCUCGCAGAGAAGCACGCAAGUCAUUCAACGACGACGUGAUGCUGAUCGAGAAGUUUGUGGAGAACCCCAGACACGUUGAGGUGCAGGUGUUUGGUGACCAGUACAGCGAUGCAGUGUAUCUGUUCGAGAGAGACUGUAGUGUACAGAGACGACACCAGAAGAUCAUCGAGGAGGCUCCAGGGCCGGGCAUCAGUCCUGAGGUCAGGAGGAAACUCGGAGAGGCAGCGGUGCGAGCAGCUAAAGCAGUCAACUAUGUAGGAGCAGGUACUGUGGAGUUCAUCAUGGACGCGCAGCACAAUUUCUACUUCAUGGAGAUGAACACGCGUCUGCAGGUGGAGCAUCCCGUCUCAGAGAUGAUCACGGGAACAGACCUGGUUGAGUGGCAACUGCGCGUGGCUGCGGGGGAGAAGCUGCCCCUCUCUCAGGAGCAGAUCAUGUUGCACGGUCAUUCUUUUGAGGCCAGGAUAUACGCUGAAGACCCCAAUAACAACUUCCUUCCCGGAGCGGGGCCGCUGCUACACCUGUCCACGCCGCAGGGGGAUCAGUGCACACGCAUAGAGACGGGGGUGCGAGAAGGUGAUGAAGUUUCUGCUCAUUACGAUCCAAUGAUCGCCAAACUAGUGGUUUGGGGGGAAGAUCGCUCCGCCGCUCUGAAAAGACUCAGAUACUGCCUUCGACAAUACAACAUUGUGGGUCUCAACACCAAUAUCGACUUCUUACUCAGUCUUUCGGGGCAUCCGGAGUUCGAGGCAGGGAACGUCCACACCAGCUUCAUCCCGCAGCACUAUGAUCAUCUGUUCCCCGCCGCUCGAAGCCCAUCCGGUGCACUGCUCUGUCAGGCCGCUCUGGGUCUGCUGCUCCACGAAAAACACCACACAGAGAUGUACAGAAACCAAACCAGUGACAUGUUCUCUCCGUUUGCCUCCAGUAACGGGAGACGAUUCAAUGUCCUGCAGUGCAGGAACCUCACACUUCAGCUCGGGGACGACAAAGUGGCAGUAUCUAUUACUUACAAUCCAGAUGGGACAUACAGUAUGGAGACUGGCAGUCAGGUGUUUCAUGUAUCAGGAGAGCUGCAGAGGGAAGGAGAUGUGACCUACCUGUGGUGCUCCGUCGAUGGAGUGCUGUCCCGACCCAAACUAGUCAUUCUGGACAACACCGUACACAUCUUUUCUAUGGAGGGAAAUGCACAGGUGGAUGUACCAGUGCCCAAGUUCCUGGCGGGCGUUAGUGGCUCCAGUGCACAGGGUGGCGCUGUUGCACCCAUGACAGGCACCAUCGAAAAGGUCUUAGUCAAGGCUGGAGACUCGGUCCAGAAAGGAGAUCCUCUGAUGGUGAUGAUUGCCAUGAAAAUGGAGCACACAAUCCGUGCACCAAAAGCAGGAGUCAUCAAGAAGGUGUUCUUCAAAGAGGGCUCGCAGGCUAACCGUCACGCAGCUCUGGUAGAGAUGGAGCAAGAGGAAGGAGCUGGGGAAGAGUAAACCUGCACCUGGAG